AGUCGCUUGGCUUGCACCUCACCUUCGCAAACGUGUAUUUACUUACCGUCGUUCCCUCGGCUCGUAUUUAUCAGUGUGUGCUGAACGCGUCGGUCGUCUGCUGUACACUUCGCUAUAUACGCUUAUUUUGGUAUAUGCGUACGUAUGUAAGUACUUACGAACAAGUUCUGAGUUUUUCAGCCAGCCAUCCAGCCAUCCAGCCAUCCAAACGUCGACCAACCAACACUAACACCAACAACGUUCGCACACAAAGGUGUUGCUAGUCGGUGUGCGGCACCACAGUCAGUCCAAAAGUUACGUUCAUUCAGUUCACUCCGUAUUUGUGAAGCGUUAUCGUCGUAUUCGGUGUGUCGUCGUCGGUGUUUACCGCUGCGUUUAGCCAACGUCUCUUGCCUGUUUGUUUGCCGUGCCGUUAAAUGUAGUUAUUUUGUUAUAAUUUAAAUAUAUAUUGAUUAACGAUUUGAGCUUUUACACAGGCUCAUGUGCUUGAGCAAAAGGAAAAACCUAUAAAUAACAAAAAUAACAAAAAUAAUUUGUACGCAGUGUGUUAGUUUUGUUUUUUAAGCAAAAACCCAAAGAAAAGAGUUACUAGCGUGCCGGAAAAAGGGCAACAAAAAAGAUUUUGCAAAAAAAAAAAAAAAAAAAAAAAAAAAAAAUCAAAAGUUACAGCGCAGCAAGUGUAAACAAUAAUGAAACAUCAUUUGAGGCUAGAAAAAAUAAGCCGAAAGAUAAAUUGCAGCGACUCGAAACGCUAGAAAACGUAUUACAGUUUCGAAAACAUUGUUGUUCAAACAAAAAUCAGUGCUAACCUAUAAAAAAACAAAUUAAAAAUAGUGUUGACUUAUUAAAAUAGAAGAAAAACUAAAAAGUGUAAAGCAAAAACAAAUCAUGAUAUUCGAACUCGCACCGAAAACUAUGAAAAAAUUGUUGAAAAUCUAAAUGAGCCCAAAAGUGAGUUUAUAAAACAAAACAAAACAAAAAAAACACUAGCGAAUUACACUUGGAUUAACUACGAAAAUACAAAGAUACAUAUGUAUGUACAUAACUACAUACUUGCCCCAUAUGAAGUGCAGCUAAAAAAUAAAUCCAGACAAAAAUACUCCAAAUGUCCUUUGUGUUAAGUAAUUUCGCAAUUAUUGCACUUAAAAUAUAAAAAGCAUAAACUAAAAUCAAAAUUGAAAAAAAAAACAAACACAAAAUAAAAAAUUAAAAAAAUUGUACUUAUUUCCGAAACUGAAUAAUUUAUGGUGUAAAAAUUUUGAUAUUUUUGUCAUUUUAACGUUUUCAACUGUCCCUUGUCAAUGCUACUACUAAAUUUGGAAUACUAAAAGCCGUCGCAACAGCACAGCAGAGCAGUUUUGAGCGACAAAGAUAUAUACUUACAUAUAUUAGAAGUGCAAGGAAGACUGCACAGAUAGCAGAAAAAGUUUGAUCCCCACCAGUUAAUUCAACAUCAUUCACCGUGGCUCUCCACUCGACGGAAGCCUUAAUGGCUGCGGGUUUAUUAAAAUCCGGUGAUUUCGGUCAUCAUCCACACAGUUAUGGCGGCCCGCAUCCACAUCAUUCGGUGCCGCAUGGCCCGUUGCCGCCAGGAAUGCCGAUGACUUCAUUGGGACCCUUCGGAAUACCUCAUGGUUUAGAUGCUGUUGGGUUUUCCCAAGGUAUGUGGGGUGUUAACACCCGCAAGCAGAGACGUGAGCGUACAACAUUCACACGCGCCCAGCUGGACGUGCUGGAGGCAUUAUUCGGUAAGACGCGUUAUCCAGAUAUAUUUAUGAGAGAAGAAGUGGCGCUGAAAAUAAAUCUACCAGAAUCAAGAGUGCAGGUUUGGUUCAAGAAUCGACGCGCCAAAUGUCGUCAACAACUUCAGCAACAACAACAAACAAAUAGCCUUAAUAGUUCGAAGAAUGUCUCUGGAUCCAGUUCGUGCUCCUCAUCCCGCAACACAUCGAAUAGCGGUAAUAGCAAUAAUAAUUCCAGCUCAUCGAACGCCAACAAAUCAAAUUCACAUUCAUCGCAUUCAACAUCGGGCGGUAGUGGUGGCAAUAAAUCGAAUAACUCCUCGAGUUCUGGUGCCAACGCGAAUAAUCCAAGCGGCUCGUCAGCAGCUGCAGCCGCUGCUGCGGCCGCCGUCGCACAGUCUAUAAAAUCUCAUCACAGUUCCUUCCUAAAUUCCUCCGCUACGUCGGGCUCAGCGUUAACACCCACCUCCGGCUCUGCCGUUUCAUCACACGCACACUCCACACAUCCGCAUCAUAUGACCGGUAGCGGUAUCAACUCUAUGGCGUCUGGUCCGUCUGUGGCUACAGUGAACUCACUAAACGCCUCAGUGGCCGCGCAUCAAAAUUCAUCACCUCUACUGCCCACACCCGCCACCUCCGUUAGUCCCGUUAGUAUUGUUUGCAAGAAAGAACAUAUCGGUGCUGGUUAUGCCGGCGGCGGCCCACUUGGUGGCGCUAAUGAUGGUUCAAUGCGUGCCAAUUAUGAUGCAUUGAAGCAUGAGGGUGGGGAUAUUAGCAGUAGUGUGGCUCAUCAUCACAGCAUUUAUGGCACAGCUGCUUCGACGAAUCCACGUUUGGUACAACCCGGCGGUAAUAUUACGCCGAUGGAUUCUAGCUCCAGCAUCACAACACCAUCGCCGCCCAUUACGCCUAUGUCACCACAGUCAGCUGCCGCCGCUGCGCAUGCUGCACAAAACGCACAAUCGGCGCAUCAUUCCGCCGCUCACUCGGCGUACAUGCCGAAUCAUGAGUCGUACAACUUCUGGCAUAAUCAAUAUAACCAAUAUCCGAACAAUUAUGCUCAGGCACCAAGCUAUUACUCGCAGAUGGAGUAUUUCAGCAAUCAAAAUCAAGUCAACUACAAUAUGGGCCACACCGGUUAUAGCGCCUCGAAUUUCGGCCUCUCACCUAGUCCAUCAUUCACCGGCACCGUUUCCGCACAGGCCUUCUCGCAGAACAGCCUUGACUACAUGACGCCACAAGAUAAGUACGUGAAUAUGGUGUAGAAUCUGCUGAUGCAAUAUUGCAAUAGCAAUAGCAACACCAGUGCAGGCAGCGGCAGCGGCAGCGGCAGUGGAGGUAAUUUAGUGGGCGCUGGUGGGGGGGGUGUGAGUGGUAGUACUGGUAGUGGCGGCAACAGCAGCAACGCUUUAUUAAUGAGUGUUGGUGGGGGUGGGGGCGCGAAUAUAAUCAGCAGUAGUGCGGGCAGCAGCAAUUCAUAUGCUGGUGGUAGUGGCAUCGGCAGCGAUAUUUGUGGUGAUGGCAACAAACAUUACAGCGGUAAUAGCGCAAGCUACAUUGGCGUAGGAGGUCGCGGUGCAUAUAAUUUGCUCGAAGGCACUGAGACCGAACUCGCAGUGAUGCCGCACUACACUAUUGGCAAUACCAGUGGCGGUGGGAAUCUGAGUAAUAACCGUACUUUGCAACACCAAUAUGCAACGCAUCAGCUGCAGCAACCGCAGCAACCGCAGCAGCAGCAGCAGCAUCAGCACAGCCAAGCAAUCCAGUCCGAUCUAUACCAUCAUCAUCAGCAUCAAUAUCAACAUCCUCAAUAUCAACAGUUGCCUAUUAAGUUAUCUCCUGGCAGUCCACCACCGCCGCCAACAACGCCAUCACUGGCCAACGAUCCACCAACGCCAAUUCUACAAUUGCCGUCGGUAACGAGUAGCGCAGCCUCAACGUUGUUGCCACCUCCUGCUGCUCCACCGCCAUCAUUGACGCACUACUACGAAACAUCCGAUGACUAUGCGUGAACGGGCAUUUGACCAAUCGAAAGGCAGUGCGAACGGGGAAGGGACACCUCGUGUGAGGCGAACAGGCAAGAAACAGUAAAUUAACGAUUUAAAGGAGAAGCCGAGUUACAGGUAAAAAGCAGUUGGAGAAACAAAAUUGCGCUGCAGUCAGUAUCAACGAAUAAAAUGAGUGAUAAAUUAGGAAAAAAAAAAAA
Molecule: messenger RNA, 3948 nt
Organism: Ceratitis capitata (Mediterranean fruit fly)
Lineage: Eukaryota; Metazoa; Arthropoda; Insecta; Diptera; Tephritidae
Gene: oc
Product: homeotic protein ocelliless-like
Biological process (GO): regulation of transcription by RNA polymerase II
Cellular component (GO): nucleus
Molecular function (GO): RNA polymerase II cis-regulatory region sequence-specific DNA binding; DNA-binding transcription factor activity, RNA polymerase II-specific
Source: RefSeq, marked provisional